Molecule: messenger RNA, 3251 nt
Organism: Abrus precatorius (Indian licorice)
Lineage: Eukaryota; Viridiplantae; Streptophyta; Magnoliopsida; Fabales; Fabaceae
Product: tuberculostearic acid methyltransferase UfaA1-like
Exons: 23
Coding region: 1585-2937 (450 amino acids)
Biological process (GO): lipid biosynthetic process
Molecular function (GO): oxidoreductase activity; methyltransferase activity
Source: RefSeq, a predicted model, not a curated record
AACUUGCCAACAUCUCCUCCUUUUGUUUCACUCACUUGUGUGUGGACAGUUGAGUUCCACGUAUGUCAUUUGAGUAGCCCACAUUCUUAAAUUGUUUUACAUUUUCAGAUUGCUACACUUGGAUUAAAAAGGCACAAUCUUUUUGGUUCCUGUUAUAUAGUAAUUAACUGAAUUGUAGAGAGCAAAGAUGAGAGUUGCAGUGGUUGGUGCUGGGAUUAGUGGGUUGGUUUCUGCUUAUGUUUUGGCCAAAGGUGGAGUGAAUGUGGUGCUCUAUGAGAAGGAGGACUGGUUGGGAGGGCAUGCCAAGACUGUGAAUGUUGAUGGUGUUGAUGUGGACCUUGGUUUCAUGGUCUUCAACCGAGUCACAUAUCCCAAUAUGAUGGAAUUUUUUGAGAGUCUUGGAGUUGUUAUGGAAUCAUCAGACAUGUCAUUUUCUGUUAGCCUAGACAAUGGCCGGGGCUGCGAAUGGGGAAGCAGAAAUGGUUUGUCCAGCUUGUUUGCACAGAAAAGGAAUGCACUGAAUCCUUACUUCUGGCAAAUGAUUAGGGAAAUUAUCAAGUUCAAAGAUGAUGUUAAUAGCUAUCUUGAUAUGCUUGAGAAUAACCCAGAUAUUGACCGCAAUGAGCCACUUGGGGAAUUCAUCAAAUCAAGGGGUUACUCAGAAUUAUUUCAAAAAGCAUAUCUUAUUCCAAUUUGUGGUUCUAUCUGGUCCUGCUCUUCUGAAGGAGUUAUGAGCUUUUCUGCUUUCUCGGUUCUUUCAUUCUGUCGCAAUCAUCAUCUACUUCAGCUCUUUGGCAGACCACAGUGGCUAACUGUAAGAUGGCGCUCACAAAAUUAUGUUAAGAAGGUCAAAGAAGAGCUAGAGAGUAAAGGUAGUCAAAUAAUAGCUAAUUGUGAGGUUCACUUGGUUUCAACAUCUGAAAAAGGAUGUGUUGUGUACUGCAAAGAUGGUUCUCAAGAAAUGUAUGAUGGAUGUAUAAUGGCAAUACAUGCACCUGAUGCCUUGAGACUAUUAAGAGAUGAAGCAACAUAUGAUGAGCGAAGAAUUCUUGGUGCUUUUCAAUAUGCAUACAGGUAAAAUCCAUUCUAAUAUUUCUAAUUGUUGGAUGUGGUUAUAUUUACAUUUGAAGCAUUGAUCAAAUUCAUGCAUUCCUGGAAGCCACAAGAUACAUUCAUGUCAUCACGUAUGUUAAUGAGUAAAAAAUGUUAAGCUGAUAAAAUCAAGAAUCUUUUGUUGUCUAUAUUCAAAUAUGUCCAAAUGCACAAUUAUUCUUUGAUCUGUAUUGGCAGUGAUAUUUUUCUUCAUCGUGACAAAAAUUUAAUGCCCAAAAACCCAGCAGCAUGGAGUGCAUGGAAUUUUCUUGGAAGUAACAACAACAAAGUUUGUGUGACAUACUGGCUCAAUAUUCUUCAGAUCGUAUACCAGAAAAUACCUUGCUGAAGUGGUCAACUGGCCAUCCAAUCCCAUCAGUUGCUGCAUUCAAAGCUUCGUUAGAGCUAGACCAUAUUCAAGGGAAAAGAAGAAUCUGGUUUUCAGGGGCCUAUCAAGGUUAUGGAUUUCAUGAAGAUGGAUUAAAGGCUGGCAUGAUUGCAGCUCAUGGCAUUCUUGGAAGAUGCUGUGCCCUUCAAACCAACCCAAAACACAUGGUACCUUCUUGGAAGGAACUGGGAGCACGCAUUUUUGUGACUAGAUUCCUGAGUUGUUUUAUCACUACUGGUUGUUUAACUUUAUUGGAAGAAGGAGGAACGAUGUUUACCUUUGAGGGAACUGGGAAAAACUACUCUCUGAAGAGUGUUAUAAGAGUCCACAAUCCCCAAUUUUAUUGGAAGGUGAUGACACAGGCUGAUUUAGGCCUUGCAGAUGCAUAUAUCAACGGGGACUUUUCAUUUGUUGAUAAAAAUGAAGGUCUCUUGAAUCUUAUUUUGAUUCUCAUAGCUAAUAGAGAUUCAAAUGCAUCCAACUCAAAAUUGAAGAAUAGAGGUUGGUGGACACCAGUUUUCCUUACAGCUGGUUUGGCAUCUGCAAAGUUCUUCAUGGAGCAUGUUUCAAGGCGAAAUACUCUCACACAGGCUCGCAGGAACAUCUCUAGGCAUUACGACCUGAGCAAUGAACUCUUUGCUAUUCUCUUGGAUGAAACAAUGACAUAUUCAUGUGCAGUGUUCAAGAAUGAAGACGAAGACUUGAAAGAUGCACAAAAGAGAAAAAUAUCUCUUUUGAUUGAAAAAGCUAGAAUAGAUAAGAAACAUGAAAUUCUAGAGAUUGGAUGUGGAUGGGGAAGUUUAGCUAUUGAAGUUGUCAAACAAACUGGUUGCAAAUACACUGGUGUUACUUUGUCCAAGGAGCAAUUGAAACUCGCAGAAGAAAGAGUUAAAGAUGCUGGGCUUCAGGACCACAUCAACUUUCUUCUGUGUGACUAUCGCCAAUUGCCAAAGACAUACAAAUACGAUAGGAUUAUAUCUUGUGAAAUGAUAGAAGCUGUUGGCCAUGAAUAUAUGGAAGAGUUCUUUGGUUGUUGUGAAUCAGUUUUGGCAGAUGAUGGCCUUCUUGUUCUCCAGUUCAUAUCAAUCCCGGAUGAGCGUUACGAUGAGUACAGGCGCAGUUCUGAUUUUAUAAAGGAAUAUAUUUUUCCAGGAGGUUGCCUCCCCUCUCUAAGUAGAAUAACAUCAGCCAUGGCAGCCAAAUCCAGACUAUGUGUGGAGCACGUUGAAAACAUAGGAAUUCAUUACUACCAAACGCUCAGAUGCUGGAGAAAAAACUUCAUGGAAAGGCAGAGCGAAGUUUUGGCUCUUGGAUUUAAUGAAAAAUUUAUAAGGACAUGGGAAUACUAUUUUGAUUACUGUGGUGCAGGUUUUAAGUCACGCACACUUGGGAAUUAUCAGGUGGUUUUCUCACGCCCUGGUAAUGUUACUGCAUUCAGCAAUCCAUACAAAAGCUGACCCUAAGCCUGUUGAUUUGUUUCUAAGGAGAUAACAAGCCUCACACAUUCUAUCAAAGUACAUUGCAUGAUGGUGCCAUUUUGCUGCUUUCAUGAUAGUCUAAUCAUUCCUUCUGUCAAUUUAUCUCUUGUGCAUUGUUGAAUUAGAGGAGCUUAAAUGUGCUGCUUCGCAGUGGCAAACAGCUAGAUUGAUGAGAUAUUUUUUCUCAUAAAAAAUGAUGAUUUUUUGAAUGGAGUUAGCUUAUAUGUAAUUCUUAUUAACAAAGUAUUUCAGAUUAAUGAUGAGAUUUCAAUAAACUAUUAAAGCUUGAAUGC